AUGGCCUCAUUCAGUCGUCUGAUCCGCUUCCUGGCCAAGGACGGUCAAAUCUACUAUGGCGAUGCUCUUCUUCCGUCCGGUGUACACGACAUCGCCCAGGUCACCCAAGCGAGAGUGAUCCAGGGUGAUAUCUUUGGCCAGCACCGUGUCACUGAUAAAAUUGCUGAUGUGAAGCUGCUCCUCGCUCCGCUAGCUCGCAAGGAUAUCGGUACCGUUCGCUGUCUCGGAUUAAACUACGAACAGCAUGCAAAGGAGUCCAACAUGCCCCUGCCUAAAUACCCGGUGCUCUUCUUCAAGCCCGUCACAUCAAUCGCAGGCCCGACUGAUGAUAUCCCCGUCUCAAAGACCGCCCAGGAGGGCGAGGGUCUAGAUUACGAAUGUGAACUGGUCAUCGUCAUCGGCAAAGAGGCGAAGAAUGUUCCCCAGAGCCAGGCCCUAGAUUAUGUGCUCGGUUAUGCGGUCGGGAAUGAUGUUUCCCACAGAGAAUGGCAGAUUAAGCGUGGUGGAGGGCAGUGGGGUUUAGGGAAGGGUUUUGAUGGCUGGGCGCCCUUCGGCCCUGGCAUCGUUUCCUCCCAGGUCAUCCCUGACCCCAAUGCGCUGCGUAUCUCGACAACGCUGAAUGGGAAGGAAGUCCAAUCUUCUUCGACUAAGGAUAUGAUCUUUGGCGUGGCAGAGACAAUUGCCUUUUUGUCCCAGGGAACGACGCUCCUGCCGGGUGAUUUGAUCUUCACCGGAACACCCCAAGGAGUUGGUAUGGGCCGUAAGCCCAACCUUUGGUUGAAGGAUGGCGAUCACGUCGAAGUGUCGCUGGAAGGCGUUGGAUCCUGCGCCAAUCGGGUGGUCUUCGAAAAGCCGGGCCCUAAGCUCUAA
This is a messenger RNA of Penicillium argentinense, 870 nucleotides long. RefSeq names its product fumarylacetoacetate hydrolase family protein. The coding region runs from base 1 to 870 and encodes 289 amino acids. The record is from RefSeq and is a predicted model, not a curated record. Gene Ontology annotation, molecular function: catalytic activity. NCBI's taxonomy places the organism in Eukaryota, Fungi, Ascomycota, Eurotiomycetes, Eurotiales, Aspergillaceae. The transcript is spliced from 3 exons.